Molecule: messenger RNA, 5115 nt
Organism: Notothenia coriiceps (black rockcod)
Lineage: Eukaryota; Metazoa; Chordata; Actinopteri; Perciformes; Nototheniidae
Gene: cacnb4b
Product: calcium channel, voltage-dependent, beta 4b subunit
Exons: 13
Coding region: 390-1901 (503 amino acids)
Biological process (GO): calcium ion transmembrane transport
Cellular component (GO): voltage-gated calcium channel complex
Molecular function (GO): voltage-gated calcium channel activity; protein binding
Source: RefSeq, a predicted model, not a curated record
CUGCUGCUACUGCUGCUCGUUGUGUAUAUGUAUAUGUAUAUGUGUGUGUCUGUGUGUGUGUGUGUGUGAUGAAAUGAAAUGCCAGGAUUGGGCUACCUCCAGGGAGAGCCUCUCCAUCCUAUAAUGUGAAGCCAGCCAGCAGCGCCGUGAGAUCAGGGAGAAGCUGCAUCCAUCAACGGGCCUCCGGAGGACCAGGCGUGAUCCAACGGGAGGGGAGAUCUUUUUUUAAAUUAUUCUUCUCUGCUGUGGGAGAGAAGGGAUUGUCGUCAUUCCCCCCAUCCAUCCUUUUUUGUUUCCUCCUCUGAGGUGCCCCCUCCUUCCUGCUUCGCCUCCACUCUCAUUUUUCCCCCUCAUUCUUCUAGAGGCGCUCGUUGGAAUAUCAAACCUCCAUGUAUGACAAUUUGUACCUGCAUGGAUUUGAAGACUCGGAGGCGGGCUCAGCUGAUUCAUACACUAGCAGACCAUCAGACUCAGAUGUCUCUCUGGAGGAGGAGCGCGAGGUGCCGGCUCCGGUCCAGAGCCAGAGCCCCAGCCAGAGCCAAGGACCGGGACAGAGCCCGCAGGAGAGGGAGCAGCAGGCCACCGUCCAGCUGGAGAGAGCCAAGACUAAACCUGUGGCGUUCGCUGUGAGGACGAACGUCAGCUACUGCGGCGCUCUGGAUGAGGAUGUUCCAGUGCCGGCCACCGCCAUCUCCUUCGACGCCAAGGACUUCCUCCACAUAAAAGAGAAGUUCAACAACGACUGGUGGAUCGGGCGGUUAGUGAAGGAGGGCUGUGAGAUCGGCUUCAUCCCCAGCCCUCUGAAGCUCGAGAACAUCCGGCUGCAGCAGGAGCAGAAGAGAGGACGAGUCCAAGGUAAGUCUGGAGAGAACUCUUCUUCCAGUGUAGAGGAUGAGGUUUCUGCCUCUAUCCGGCCCCUCAUAUCCUCGGCAGGAAAGCAGAAACAGAAAGUGACGGAGCACGUCCCCCCGUACGACGUGGUUCCCUCCAUGAGGCCUGUGGUGCUGGUGGGACCCUCGCUCAAAGGUUAUGAGGUUACAGACAUGAUGCAGAAAGCGCUGUUUGACUUCCUUAAGCACAGGUUUGACGGCAGGAUAUCUAUCACACGAGUCACGGCAGACAUAUCGUUAGCAAAGAGGUCUGUGCUCAACAACCCCAGCAAGAGAGCCAUCAUCGAACGGUCCAACACUCGCUCCAGUCUAGCGGAGGUGCAGAGUGAGAUUGAGAGGAUCUUUGAGUUGGCGCGUUCCCUCCAGCUGGUGAUUUUGGACGCCGACACCAUCAACCACCCGGCGCAGCUUCUCAAGACCUCCCUGGCCCCCAUAAUAGUUCACGUUAAAGUCUCCUCUCCAAAGGUUCUGCAGCGGCUCGUGAAGUCCAGAGGGAAAUCCCAGAGCAAACAUCUGAACGUCCAGCUGGUGGCAGCGGACAAACUGGCUCAGUGUCCUCCAGAAAUGUUCGACAUCAUCCUGGACGAGAACCAGCUGGAGGACGCCUGCGAGCACCUGGCUGAGUACCUGGAGGCGUACUGGAAGGCCACACACACCUCCAUGGCCACGCCCCUGAACCCCCUGCUGGGGCGCAACCUGGGGCCCACCACCCUCACCCCCUACCCCACCAGCAUCUCUGGACUGCAGCAGAGCCAAAAGAUCCGACAGAGCAACCACACGGGAGACCACUCGACCCCGAACGAGCGACGCAACCUGAUGACAUCGGACGAGAACUACCACAACGAGCGGGCGCACAAGGGACGCAACCGCAUGUCUUCAGGCUCGCAGCACAGCCGGGAGCAGCAGGACCCCUACCAGGACUACCAGGACCCCUAUCAGGAUGCAUACAAGCCCCACCGCAACCGCAGCUCUCCGGGCAGCUACAGCCACGACUCCAGACACCGACUCUGAGCAUCGUCCCAUCAUCACCAGGGUCCCAAACGGCCCAGAGUCCCAAACUAACGCUGCCACAGAGCCCAGACGGUCCCAAAAAUGUUACCUUUGUGUUAAUUUGUUUUCGUCUACCUGGCUAUUUUCUCUCUUCUUUAAAAAAAAAAAAAUCCAACAGAAUCAGGUGUUUUUGUUUUUAAAAGUCAAGCUGCCAGGGCAAACCCCCGUCAAUCAACAGUAGUGAAGAGCUGCAGGAUGCCACCCUGUUAGUAAUGCUGUCAAAUGAAUUCCUUUUUGGGAUUGUGCUAACAGAGCUCAGCAGCGCAGAUGGGGGUCGGGGGUCAGGGGUCAGAUGUCAGAUGGUGAUGGUGUUUGGGCUUCAAAAGGCCCGGGACUUGGCGCCUUGUCGGAGGAAAGUCCGCCGCACACAGACUGCUGAAAGGCUGCUGACCCAAACCCUGGGCCGUGUAUAAAUCCUCUCCAUUUAGCUUAUUGCAUGCUGAUAGAUGAUCCGCAUCCACUUCAUUGAUCUUUUGUACCUAGCAUUCUGGAUUCUCUUAUAAUGAGGUGUAGAUACGGAGGUCCAAUUUUCUAAAUCGCCUGAUUUGUGCGGACAGGCGUAACGGUGGUGGGGGUUUGUGUGCAGAUGAUAUCGGGCUGCUAGUUUUUGAAAAAACUGGUGCUUCACAUUCCCAAACUAUUUUGCUAUUUGAGAGUCACUUCGAGCAAGGCCAGCUUUUCUGUAGCAUAGCUUUUAGGAUUUUCUUUUGGGUGGAAAACCCUCAGUGUCCCAGCAGAAUCUGAUCACACUGUAGGACGAGGCUUCAGGCAAUAGAUGUCAGUUAGUAAAGUAAAACACAAUAGCAAAAUACCACUUGAGAUGAGGUUGAGAUGUGGACUCGAAGAAAAGCACCUUUUUUGUCGUUUGAUAGACUAAAAGAGCAUCUGCUGCCCACACUACAUUUUAUUUUGCAUUUAUUAGCAUUGAAUCAAAGUCGUUCAGCGUUAAAACUAAAGUUCAGAUGGUGAUUGAAGCAUUGAAGUUCCUUCCUGUAGUUUUUUUUUUUAGGGUAUUCAAAAUGUGACAUGGCAGGAUCGGUUGCAUCAUGUUCAUUCUCUGUGUAGCUGGCAUGUUGUCCUGACUGCAGAGCAUGUUCCCUACACGUUAAAUAAAACCCUACUGUAAGCAAGUUGAUGUUUGUAGAAGUAUACGGCACAUCUCUCAAAAAAAAAAAAAACAAGAAAAGAAAAAAGAUGGCCCAAAUGACAGAUGAGUGAUAACCCUGAAACGGAAAGCACCGCUUGAUGUCCCGGAGAGUUUAAGAGGGAUUGCAUGACUCAAAAAUGGAGGCGCAAUUGUGAUGAGAGUUUCUAAUAAUUCAGGAUCACGUUAGCAGGUAGAAAGUAAAGUUUGUUAAAGAUAACAUGGACAAGAUGAACCCUACCCACAAUGCUUUGUUUCUGCAAACAGAGAACAAGCUGCUGUGGUUGUUAUUAUCUUUACAUCAUCAGAUUGUGAUUACACAUCCAUUAUCUCUUCUCCAGAUCACAAAGACAGCUAGCUGGCAGAGUUUCAGCCUGAAAACAGACACAAGUGAACAUGAAAUAGAUGUCUCAAUAUCACAGAACAAAGGUCUUCCAUACUCCUUCCACCUUUUUGAAAGAAAUAAGCUACCAAAAGUUGUCAUGUGGAGAUGGGACUUUUUUGAUGCCCUGCCGUUUCCGUACAAUAUUUGGCAUCGUCUUAAGACACCUUACCGAAUAACGGUCCAUUAUUUUUGAUUGAUAUCACAAUUGCACAGUAUGACCGCCCACAAAAGAGUUCUUUAGCACGUUUAGACACAGUGUUGAAGCUUCUCUUAACAUCGAGAGCGCUUUCCUUCUGAGAAAUAUGAUGUUCAGUAUAGUGAUCAUUCCCUAAAGUUUAAUUAGCUUUAAGGAUUUCUCUAACACUAUACAGAGUGUUAUUUAAAUUGUUAAGAUUUGAGAAACUACGGCCACUAGCAAGGCGGGACAAUGUUUGAUUUGAUAAGAGUAAUUACUUUUACUGUUAUUCUGUGAGGCAAGUCUGCAUGCGAAAGUUAAUUCUGAUUUAUAUAAUAGACAUUUAAAUUUAAAAAGACGACUGUAAUUAGCAAAGCCACUUCUCUAAAGUCUGCCCUGAUGUUAAAUACUGAGCAAAUGUUUCCCCAUGGUGCAAAGCAUCUCGAAAUAAUGCAUUGAUUUAAAUGUGUACGGUAUUUUCUCUUAAUAUAUCAAUUUGUAUAGAUCUAGAUGAAAGGGAUAACACUUUUAUAGCACAAAGGAUUAAGCAUAGAUUAUUUACAAGUUGUUUUCUUUGCCCAUUUUUCCCGUGAAUCUCCUUCAGUGUUUGGUUCAUGGACUGAAACAUGAAGACAGCAAAUGAAAAAGAACGUGUACUGUGAAUGUCUCAUUCUGCCCCAUAGCAUGGAUCCCAUUGGUUGAUUGAACAGGGAUCUAUUUUCCAUUCAAAUCAACCCAAUGUUGAGCUGGGCUGCUUGAGCCAAUCAGAAGGGAUCUUUGUGAAUUCCCCUAAACAACAAUAACGCUCUCUUUCAGACCAAUAAAGGGAAGUGUCCCCUGGAUCCCGGCCUAUUGUCUCCAAAAGUAAUGCAUUACACAUUUUAUUUUCCAUGGAUAAAACCUCACAAAUAAACAGAACUUAAAGGAGGAUUUUUUUGGGGGGGAAAGUGUAAAACAAAAUAGGAAAAAACAAAAGAACAAAUAUUUAUUCCAGUAGAAAAGUAAUAGAUGAAUAUUUGCUGGCGAUUAUUUUUAUAACAAGUGUACAUAAUGUCUUUGAGAGAUGCUAUUCGCUGUAUACAUGUGCUGAAAUGAGACGACGAUGACCCACGUGGAACAGCAAGGUCCAGUAUACAAAGUUUCAGUAAUGUGCAAUACGAAACGGCAUGCUGUUUUAAAAUGAGGAACUUCAUGUACUGUACUAUGCAACCGCAAACUGUGUACAUCGCUUCACGUGGCUUCUCCACCCUUCUCAAGCAGCUCCAUCUGGACUUCUAAGGGAUUUUUGUGUUUGUUUUUUUUUCUGUGGAAGAUGAAACCCUAAGCGGCUAAUGCGGUAUUGCAUGCAUAAUAUACCAUUCUAAUUUAUAAAAAGAAAAAUACAUGAAAUUGGAGGCGAUUGUGUUUAAGGCAAAGCUACAAGUGACUUAAAACAUUUCUUUUUCAAAAAUAAAAGAGUCGUUCUAAAGUU